This is a messenger RNA of Arabidopsis thaliana (thale cress), 1404 nucleotides long. RefSeq names its product NHL domain-containing protein. The transcript is spliced from 6 exons. The record is from RefSeq and is marked reviewed. The coding region runs from base 64 to 849 and encodes 261 amino acids. NCBI's taxonomy places the organism in Eukaryota, Viridiplantae, Streptophyta, Magnoliopsida, Brassicales, Brassicaceae.
AGCAAAAAUAAGUAACACAACACAAGUUACACAGAACAGUCGCUUUCUCCUCUCGAUUUUGACAUGGCUUGGGGAUUUUCGUCCGUGUCUCUCUUCUUGUUCGUCGUUUUCAAUCUGGUGAGUGGUAAGAUAGUUUUAGAAGAAGGGUACGAAGUCACAACGGUGGUCGAUGGCCAUAAGUCUGGUCUGAAUCCAUACACGAUUCAUGCUUUACCAGGAUCUUCUAAUCUGAUCGUCCUUGAUUCUUCCGGCAGUACAUUUUACACUACUUCCUUUCCUUUGUCCGUUGAUAGUGUGAUAAACCGGUUUGCUGGGGAUGGGAGUUCGGGUCAUGUAGAUGGUAAAGCUGGUAACAGCCGGUUCAGCAAACCCCGUGGUUUUGCUGUGGAUGCUAAAGGGAAUGUUUAUGUUGCUGAUAAGAGUAAUAAAGCUAUACGGAAGAUCAGCUCUUCAGGUUCUGUAACCACCAUUGCUGGAGGGAUCUCAAAGGCAUUUGGACACAGAGAUGGACCUGCACAGAAUGCUACUUUCUCUAGCGAUUUCGAGAUAACUUUUGUUCCUCAAAGAUGUUGUUUGCUUGUUUCUGAUCAUGGAAAUGAAAUGAUUCGCCAGAUAAAUCUUAAGGAGGAGGAUUGCCUCGAAAACUCUCAUUCUAAUUUGGGGACAUACUCUCUUUGGUCAAUAGGGAUUGUCCUUUCCUGCAUUCUCGGGGUAGCCAUUGGAUUUGCUGUUCGCCCUUACGUCAUCCGUCAUACAGGAAGAAGUGAACCACCUCUCGUUCAUCAUGACAUGGAAGCUUCUCCUAACCAAAUUGGGGGAACAAGUUCUGACCUUCUUCUCCUACAUUAGAAACCGAGUUGCUGAAUCAACCGUUUAUUCAGUAUUAAGUAGACUAGUUAUGAUGAUCGUGUCUCACCUUUCCCUCAUGUAUUCCGCCCUAAGUAGUUUAAUUUGUUCGAUGGUAUCUAGCCUUUUCUUCAUGUGUCAACCCAAUAAUGUAGCUAUUUUAGACAAAACAGUCUCUGUGUCUGAUCCCGAGAGUCCAGGUUGCGGCAACCCAAAGCCGCCCCUUUCACUGAAACCCUCUGAUGAUCUUAUUGACCUAAUAAGCUUUGAUGAUGAACAAGAACCUAACAAUGACAAAGAUUGCAGGAAUGAAGAGACUCUUCCUCAUGCAACCAUAGAUGACAUUAUAAAGGUUCAUGUUGAAGAAUUUUCAAAGAUGGCUGAAGAAGAUACUGUAAUUCAUGGUUCUUCAUCUACUGAGUAGGUUUCAGUUAAAAGCACAUGAAUCAGAGAGUAUGUGUCUUUUGUAAAUGUAAAGUUUGGUUGAGUUGAAAAAUCUUUGAAUAUUUAUUGAAGUGCUCAUCUUUUUUUCUUUAUAUCAAGGAAGAAUGAUUAAUC